This is a messenger RNA of Closterium sp. NIES-65, 2682 nucleotides long. The record is from the annotation of a GenBank genome assembly. Lineage: Eukaryota; Viridiplantae; Streptophyta; Zygnematophyceae; Desmidiales; Closteriaceae.
AUGUUCUUACACAUUCUCCCGCUUUCCAUCACCCGCCCUAUUCUCCCUCAUUCCAUCACCCCGCCCCAUUCUCCCUCUUUCCAUCACCCCCCCCCAUUCUCCCUCUUUCCAUCACCCCGAACCAUUUUCCCGCUUUCCAUCACCCCGCCCCAUUCUCCCUCUUUCCAUCACCUCGCCCCAUUCUCCCGCUUUCCAUCACCCGCCCCAUUCUCCCGCUUUCCAUCACCCAGCCCCAUUCUCCCGCUUUCCAUCACCCCGCCCUAUUUCCCCUCAUUCCAUCACCCCACCCCAUUUUCCCUAUUUCCAUCACCCUGCCCCAUUCUCCCUCUUUCCAUCACCCCGCCCCAUUCUCCCGAUUCCCAUCACCUGCCCCAUUCUCCCGCUUUCCAUCACCCCGCCCCAUUCUCCCGCUUUCCAUCUCCCCGCCUUAUUCUCCCUCUUUCCAUCACCCCACCCCAUUCUCCCUCUUUCCAUCACCCCGCCCCAUUCUCCCUCUUUCCAUCACCCUGCCUCAUUCUCCCGCUUUCCAGCACCCCGCCCCAUUCUCCCGCUUUCCAUCACCCCGCCCCAUUCUCCCGCUUUCCAUCACCCUGCCCCAUUCUCCCGCUUCCCGUCACCCCGCCCCAUUCUCCCUCUUUCCAUCACCCCGCCCCAUUCUCCCGCCUUCCGUCACCCACCCCAUUCUCCCGCUUUCCAUCACCCCGCCCCAUUCUCCCGCUUUCCAUCACCCCGCCCCAUUCUCCCGCUUUCCAUCACCCCGCCCCAUUCUCCCGUUUUUCAUCACCCCGCCCCAUUCUCCCGCUUUCCAUCACCCCGCCCCAUUCUCCCUCUUUCCAUCACCCCGCCCCAUUCUCCCGCCUUCCGUCACCCACCCCAUUCUCCCGCUUUCCAUCACCCCGCCCCAUUCUCCCGCUUUCCAUCACCCCGCCCCAUUCUCCAUCUUUCCAUCACCCCGCCCCAUUCUCCCGCUUUCAAUCACCCCGCCCCAUUCUCCCUCUUUCCAUAAGCUCGCCCCAUUCUCCCGCUUUCCAUCACCCUGCACCAUUCUCCCGCUUUCCAUCACCCCGCCCCAUUCUCCCGCUUUCAAUCACCCUGCCCGAUUCUCCCGCUUUCCAUCACCCCGCCCCAUUCUUCCAUUUCCAUCACCCCACCCCAUUCUCCCGCUUUCUAUCACCCUGCCCCAUUCUCCCUCUUUCCAUCACCCCGCCCCAUUCUCCCGCUUCCCAUGACCUACCCCAUUCUCCCGCUUUCCAUCACCCCGCCCUAUUUUCCCUCUUUCCAUCACCCCGCCCCAUUCUCCCUCUUUCCAUCACCCCGCCCCAUUCUCCCGCUUUCCAUCACCCCGCCCCAUUCUCCCGCUUUCCAUCACCCACCCCAUUCUCCCGCUUUCCAUCACCCCGCCCCAUUCUCCCGCUUUCCAUCACCCCGCCCCAUUCUCCCGCUUUCCAUCACCCCGCCCCAUUCUCCCGCUUUCCAUCACCCCGCCCCAUUCUCCCUCUUUCCAUCACCCCGCCCCAUUCUCCCGCCUUCCGUCACCCACCCCAUUCUCCCGCUUUCCAUCACCCCGCCCCAUUCUCCCGCUUUCCAUCACCCUCUCGCCCCAUUCUCCCGCUUUCCAUCACCCUGCACCAUUCUCCCGCUUUCCAUCACCCCGCCCCAUUCUCCCGCUUUCAAUUACCCUGCCCGAUUCUCCCGCUUUCCAUCACCCCGCCCCAUUCUUCCAUUUCCAUCACCCCACCCCAUUCUUCCGCUUUCUAUCACCCCGCCCCAUUCUCCCUCUUUCCAUCACCCCGCCCCAUUCUCCCGCUUCCCAUGACCUACCCCAUUCUCCCGCUUUCCAUCACCCCGCCCUAUUUUUCCUCUUUCCAUCACCCCGCCCCAUUCUCCCUCUUUCCAUCACCCCGCCCCAUUCUCCCUCUUUCCAUCACCCCGCCCCAUUCUCCCUCUUUCCAUCACCCUUCCCCAUAUUCCCGCUUUCGAUCACCUGCCCCAUUCUCCCGCUUUCCAUCACCCCGCCCCAUUCUCCCGCUUUCCAGCACCCCGCCCCAUUCUCCCGCCUUCCAUCACCCCGCCCGAUCCUCCCGCUUUCCAUCAUCCCGCUCCAUUCUCCCGCUUUCCAUCACCCCGCCCCAUUCUCCCGCUUUCCAUCACCCCCCCCCCCCCCCCCACCAUUCUCCCUCUUUCCAUUUCCCCACCCCAUUCUCCCGCUUUUCAUCACCCGCCCUAUUUUCCCGCUUUUCAUCACCCCGCCCCAUUCUCCCGCUUUCCAUGUUUCGCCCCAUUCUCCCGCUUUCCAUCACCCCGCCCCAUUCUCCCGCUUUCCAUCUCCCCGCCCCAUUCUCCCGCUUUCCAUCACCCCGCCCCAUUCUCGCGCUUUCCAUCACCCCGCCCCAUUCUCCCGCUUUCCAUCACCCCGCCCCAUUCUCCCUCUUUCCAUCAACCCGCCCCAUUCUCCCGCCUUCCGUCACCCACCCCUUUCUCCCGCUUUCCAUCACCUCGCCCCAUUCUCCCGCUUUCCAUCACCCUGCCCCAUUCUCCAUCUUUCCAUCACCCCGCCCCAUUCUCCCGCUUUCAAUCACCCCGCCCCAUUCUCCCUCUUUCCAUAAGCUCGCCCCAUUCUCCCGCUUUCCAUCACCCCGCCCCAUUCUCCCGCUUUCCGGCACCCUGCCUGAUAGGGUUUAG